UCUACUAAUUUUUUGAAGAAACAAAUCUUUAUUUCAAGGCUGAAAACUGGUUUAGUGAAAUCAUGUCAGGAACUUCAUUUCUAACGACAGAGUUUCAGAUUACUCAGGAUUUGAUUGGAGUUGAAAGUACAUGGAAUGAAAUCAAGAAAGCGGUGAAGUCUACGCCGACCAUGGUCUUUUCUGUAAUUUGAGACUCUGAAAACUUUGUCUCAAAGCCUUGGCAAACAACUGUGUUCCAGACGGCUUUGAUCGAAGCAGCAAGGAGCGGAGGAGUUUCUUGGAUCUUGUACCGUGGAUUAGAGAAUGGUGUCUCAAAGAUCAUCAGUGAUGCUUACAGGCGUUACGUGAAUUUAAAGUGCUCUUCAAAAAGCGGCAGCCCUUCACUCGAUGACGUUGAACGGCACAUCAAGCUUAUAAGUUUUGCAGGAAGACGGAUUCAAACAGCCGCCAGUAAAACAAUGCAAAACGAAACAAAAGCAGGAAAGACGGACAUGUUUCUUUUGGACUUUGAAGAAUUCAUUUCGAGACAAAAAUCAGUUUUCAGCAAGACAAUUGAUAUACUUAAUAUUUUGAUAAACCAAUGAUAAUAUCAGCAUCAUUAACUUUGUGGGUAUCAAUCGUUUUAUAUGUAUUAUUUUUAGAGUACAUAUGAAGUCAUUGCAAUGAUUUAAACUAACACUUUUUAUCGCGGGAAGAUUAAAGCAACUUAGAGUUUAAUGACCGUUGAUAUUAUGAUCGAUUUUUAGACUGUUGGUUUUUUUUUCUUCUGGAAAGCAACUUUUCUGAAUAUUAAUAUCAAGUGAAUGUGAUAGACAGGAUAUUAUUUUUCUAUUUCGAAUUCGAGUCGAUCUUAGAAGCUGCCGUGCCAUGGUAUCACAUGGCAGUUAAAUAGACCUCUUUUUACAAAACAUCAAAAAGUUUAAACACUACCUCAUAGUUCAUUUGUAUGUAUGAUAGAAUAAUUCGAUCGGCAUGUAGUUCAUGUUGAUUUUUAUUUAUUGCUAGAAUUCUAUUGUUAAUCUCAUGCAAUAAAUAUCGUCCCCCACAAAGUCUUUCAUUUCACUGAAAAUACUACGCAUUAUUCAUUUACAUUAACCAAGCGCAGGAUUCUAGCAGCACUUUUCAAGUAUUUAAGGCCAUUGCUUUUGAUAUUUGUCAAAUUCAUCUUUCAAAAUAUUCUCGGUAGUGUUACACUUUUGCAUUUGUCUUCACACUGACAGGCCGGUCAAAACAUAUAAAUGUUUAUCUGCUUAUGUAAAAGCACUCGCUGAUAAAACACAUUAUUCAUCUCUGUAUAAUCCUGACUAUAUCCUAACUGACACUCAUUAAUUUUUGGCAUCUGUAUUAAAUAAGAUAAUAAAAAUAAAUCAUUUUGACACUGUUUACACUGUAUUUCGAUGAUUCGUCUCUUGACAUUGAUCUUUUCUAUUAAAUAUGCUUUUGACCUAAUCAAUAAUAAUUGUACCUAAUACAGGAAUAUUAAAUAUAUGUUCAGUAAGAAGAGUUUCUAGUGACAUUCUAUAUUAAUUAAAGAUAAAGUAUGAACUGGCAUGUUUCUUAAUAAAAUAUGACAUCAUGCUGAAUGCAAGAAUGUUUACUCAAUUGAUUGCUUAGAGUUGCCUUUUCAUUCCUGUGAUCGUUUUAUGUACAUGUGCAUUUCUUUUUAAUACUCUAUAUAAUAUUCAAAUGAAAUUUAUUUUAAGUACAAUUUUGUUACAUUUACUAUGAUUUUCUUCUUUUUACAAUUCGUUUUAUAUCAAAACCAACACAGACAUGCCUGUACCUAUUGCUGUCAUAGUUUGUGAAGGAAACAUAGAAAUAAUUGUUCACAUAUCAGAUGCACUCGACAGAAGGUUCCAGUAAUUAUUAUAAAAGGAUCGGGAAAGGCUGCCGACUUAGUAUCUGACUACUUAGACAAUCCAUUUGCACUUCAAACGAAUGUUGGAACAUUAUUAGGUAUUGGGUUUGAUAAAAACAUAAAUGAUUUAGUGGCAAAAUAUCUUCAAAGAAUAGGCCAGAAUAGGCAUAUCGUGAGUAUCUUAUUUUAGUGUUUUACUAUAUAGAUACAUAUAUCAUUCUAUGAGAAGCAAAUACUUAUUCAAAAAACCGAUUUACAUGAACAAGCUAUUUCCACUUGCUGAAAAAUGUAUAACUUUUGGUUAAAACAUUUUUUUACUUGUAUGUUGGGAUAUUUGAUCUGGAUAAAGACGACCCUCUAAUAUUUUCCAGCAUUGUUGGAGAGACAGUAGUCAGAUCCUGGUAUAUGGAAGAUAUCAGUCAAGAAAUCACAAAUGAUAAUAUUCAAUCCAAUCAAGAGAAUAAAAACUCACUUGCUUUCAAAUUUCUGUUGCGAACCACUAUCAAUCCGACAAAGGAGACAGUUUACCAACUUCUGGAAGAAUUCAAACAGCUGUCGAUGCCUUGCGCAUUGAACGAAAAACAUCUAGGUCCUACAUCACUGCCCUUAUAUUUUUAUGUCGGACUUCAGCUUUUGGAGGAAAUGGGGUUAAUACAAGAGUGUGGACCGGUUUUUCUUUUCGAGGCAUUAAAGGCAAAUCGGAGCGAUUAUGUUAGGGUAUUGCUUGAUCAAGGUGUGGCCCUUGACGUCAAAUACUUGCCAGAGUUGUAUGACCAGGUUGUCAUUUGCCAAGAUUGUGUCUUUAAAGAGGAUUGUCCCCAUCUUAACUCGGUCUUGAAGCAAAUUAAAAAAGAACACCGAUCUUUUGAAAACACAGUGAAUGGAGAGAGCACCGAUGAAUCAAUGAGUAAAAUCUUAUCAUUUUCGGCUGCAAACUUAGCUAAAAUGCUGUGUCGCACACUUCUGGACUACAAUGCUGAAGAAUUAAAAACAGACGGACCAUCACUUGAUGACAGUUUUUCAGAUAUAUUACUUUGGGCAAUACUUGCCAAUAGAAAAGAACUAGCAAACAUUUAUUGGCUGAACGGAAAGAACCAACUAAUGACUGGGUUAGUCUGUUCGGCUGUUCUUAAAAAAUUAUCCAAGGAUGCCAAACACAAAGAACAAAUCUUAGCAAACGAUUUGAAGGAGCACUCAAAAUUGUUUGAACAGCGCUGUGUCCAUAUGAUGGAUGAAAUGAGCAAAGAAAACAUAAACCAAACAAUUGAAUUAAUGGACACUGAAUCAUUUGUUAUGGGAAUUUUCUCCAGUCCCUUACAUUUUGCCUACGAACAUCAUUUGUAUGACGUUCUAGCUCACAUGUGUUCUCAGAAAAAUGUCAGCAGGCGAUGGCACAACAAUUUGCCUCCUAAUUGUGGACCUUUUCUGAAGUCUGCCAUUCAGGAGCCAGUUGCAUUUCUUACUGCUCCGCUUACUAAAUAUAUAGCUAAUACCAUAUUCUUUUUCCUUUUGGUGAUCAUGCUUAGUGGUUUUCUACUGACGAGUAUAAAUGAGAAGUAUGACUAUCGGGUUUUUACAAAAAUAUUCACAUUUUAUGUGUACAUUUGGUGCAUCGGCGAUGUAGUGGAGGAAACCACUAGUAUUUUGGGAGGCUUGGAUGCACGGCGUCUCUCCUACCGAAAACCAUUUUCACGUACGAAAAGAUUUUUGAAAAACUUUUGGAAUGUGGCCGAUUUGCUGUCAUACGUAUUUCUGAUAGCCGGUAUUGCAGUGCGUGAAUUGUCCAACGAUGAAACUUUCAAUAGUGCCAGACGCUUGCUUGGUUUUUCUCUAAUUUUCAUGUAUUUAAGGUUUUUGAAAGUGUUUCUCGUACACAGAACAUUGGGACCAACGCUAAUAAUGAUCAAGGAAAUGGUGAAGGAUCUGCUUAUCUUCAUGUUUGUUGCUGUCAUUGUGAUGCUGAGUGUUGGUAUUUAUUAUAUGGCGAACCUCUGUCCGGACAAGAAACUCCAUUGGACUGAGGAAGGAACUAUAGGAACUAUGAGGAACAUUUUCGUAUUUCCCUACUGGCAGCUGUAUGGCGAACUCUAUAUGGAGUAUAUAGACGGUAAAAUACAUAUUAAAUGUAUUAGCAAUUUACGAAAUCUUCCAGCGAAAUUAACUAACAAAAACAAAGAGGAUAAAAACAGAGAACAAAAUCCGCCUACAUUGGUGUUGUCUGUAAUAGGAGACUCUAACACUCUUGUCCCCAACCAAUGGCCGAAGGACGUAUUUCAGGAAGCGCUUAUAGGGACAGCAAAAAGUGAAAAAGAAACCUGGAUCCUGUUCCGUGGUUGUAAUGGUGGAGUUUCCAAAGUCGUCAAAGAAGCUUACGAAGACUACGAUUCGAUGGAAUGCUGGAUAAAAGGAAAAGAAGAGUCUGAGUCUAAUCCUAAUCGAUCGCGACGCAUCAAACUCAUUAAUACAACUAACAAAGAGGGAGAAAAUUUGUUAUUGAAUGCAGAGAUGCCAUUUCAAAACAUGAAAGAUGAUCCUUCUUUUCUGCGAUUUGAAACAUUUGUUUCUCAACAAAACAUUUCCUACUUUGGCCCAGACAUGGUAUUCGAAAUACCUGUUCCUACUGCGAUCAUCGUAUGUGAGGGGGACAUUCAGACAAUCUCGCACAUAUCAGAAGCAUUGGAAAAACAACUUCCCGUCAUCAUCAUGAAAGGAUCGGGAAAAGCUGCGGAUUUGGUUCUGGACUACUUAAACAAAUGCAAAGAAAAUGUAAUUCAAGAGAAGUUCAGACUUUUAUUUGGAUAUAAAUUUGAUGAAGAAGAGUAUAAAAAAAUGAAGAAGCAUCUAAAGUGCAUCAAACAAAACAAAGAAUUGGUUGGAGUGUUUGAUCUUUAUAAUGACCAUCCACUCACGUUAUCUGGUAUUGUUGGGGAGGCAGUGGUCAGGAUCUUGUCAAUGAAGAUAGAGCAAAUUCAUUUAGCGGGUGCUUCACAGAGUGGAGAUCAUAUGAAUGAACAUGGACUACUCCCUGCAACGAAGGCAUAUGUGAUGAAUCCGAGGUUCUCUACACCUACAUCACUCCCUUUCUAUUUUUCUUUAGAGUACACAGCUUUACAAGAAAAUGAAGAGUUUAUGAAAAAAUGUGGGAAAGUUCUUCUAUUAGAGGCAUUGAAACUAAACCGAUGUGAAUAUGUUAGUAGUUUGAUGGAUCGGGGAGUAGAUAUUAAAUCAAUUGAUUUGCCAGAUUUGUACGGAUGGCAAUCAAAAAAAGACGAAGAACUUGUAAAACAUUUUUUUGAGAUGAAAAUUGAAAAGAUUAUAGAAAAUGCAGAAGCGGGAAAAAUUCCGUUUGUGGUCGCUGUAAGAAAAGCCUGUCGAAUGUUCCUGAAAUACGAAGAGUUUAAAGCUUCCAACACCAACGAAAGCAACUCAGAUAUUGGCGUUGACGAUGUUUUACUUUGGGCAGUCAUUUUCAAUCGGAGGGAACUGGCUGAACUAUAUUGGCUAAGAGGGAAGGAUAGACUAUGGACUGGCUUAAUCUGUUCGGUUAUUCUCAAAAGAUUUUCCGAGAAAAUACGAGAUGACGGAGAAGACGUUUUUGCUGACGCUCUAGAGGAACAUUCAAAAAUUUUUAAAGAAAGAUGUACCUCGAUUUUAGACAAAAUGAGCGAAGAAAAUACAGACUUAGCAUUCGAACUGUUGUGCGAACGUAAAUCAGCUUGGGGUAUCCACUCUGAUCCACUGAAUUUUGCUUACGAAAACUCAGUGUAUGAUAUAGUAGCACAUACAUGUUCCAAGAAAUAUCUGAAAAAGCAGAUGAAAGUUGAUACUCGGAAAUGCCUAGAGAUUAUUUUGCCCAUUUCACCGAGGAAUCUUUACUAUUCUAAUGUCAUAUAUAAUGCCGUGGGGUUGCUGUUAUACAGUUGGUUUGUUCUAACAAGUACCAGCACUGAAUACAAUGUAGAAGGAUAUAUGCAGAUAUUGGAGUACUAUGUGUACCUAUGGAGAUUUGGAGAUCUUUUUGAAGAGAUUUUGCAAUGUCUCAGAAUCCCGUGCGAUAGAAGCCGGUCCCGAUUACGCAUGACAACCCACCUGGUGAAAUACUUUUACAACUUUUGGAAUUUUUUGGAUUGGUCUUCACACAUAACGCUUGCUGUAGCACUAUGUUUACGACAAUUACUUCAAAGCGAAGGGCAAAUAUAUACAAGAAAUAUGUUUGCUUUGUCUCUGCUGUUUAUGUAUUUGCGAUUUUUAGAGACAUUUCUCAUUUCUGAGAAAGCCGGAACAAUAGUGAUUAUGAUAAAAGAAAUGCUAAAAGACCUCUGGAGAUUUAUCUUAAUAAUUCUGUUUGUGGUGUUAGGAGUAGGAGUGUACUACCAUGCCAACCUUUGGCCGGACCACCAAUCACUAUGGAGUGGUAGUUUGUCUAAUUGGAGGAUAUGGACCAUUAUGUCGCACUCAUACUGGCAAUUAUAUGGAGAGGUUGAUUUAGAAUUUCUGACCGGCAGCAAUCAAGACAACUGCAGCAAUAACAGCUCUUUAUGGAAGGCGGACCCAUCCAUGGAACGAUGCCCACAGCAGGAUUUCUCGGUUCAAGUCAUAGCAGGGAUAUAUAUGAUGUUUACCAAUCUCCUUCUCGUAAACAUCGUCAUUGCUAAGUUCAGCAACACAUUUGAACGUAUUCAUACAAACUCCGAAAAAAUAUGGCAUUUUCAUUUGUUCACGGUGAUGGAAGAUUACUCGAGACGGAUUCCGGCCCCAUUUAAUCUGUUGGUACUUCCAAUGCACUUUAUGAAGAGUUGUUACCGAACAAAGAUUGAUCGUGUGGAAGCUCCAAAAAGCAGAAAAUAUCAUCAAGUUUUGCAGAAAAUCGAGGCCGUUGAAAAAUUCAGGAAAUUAAGAACAACCGAGUUAAUGUAGAUUCAAAACUAAAUCAAUAAAUAUCCGCAUACAAUCGCAGAAAGUACAAAUCGCAAAAUUAACAGUAUCGCGAGGCUUUAUCUUACAAAUGUGAACUAUAUAAAACGAGAAUCAAUUUAUCAUGUAUGUGCGCAUCUCCUAAAGAUGCAAAAAGACGAAAUUGUAGAAUUACGAUCCCCGUAAAAUAAGUAUUAUAAGGAGUCAGUUAUAAAUUCAAAGGCUAAAAAUAGUAGAUUGACUGCUGUGUCUCAUGUUAUUUUUUUGAUACUCAGAAUAGUGAUAUUCAUAUUGCGAACAUUUCAGAUCUUUAAUCUAAUUUUGUUUGGUGUACAGUCUAUUAAAAUCAUAUUGUAUUUUUCUUCAAUUAAAUAAUUUUGAAAACAAAAACUAUAUGCCCAAUCUUUAAAUUGAGCAUAUUUAACUGAUCGCAAUGUAUCGUUAUUUGUAACGUUAAAUGUCGCUCUAUAAUGUUAAUUUAUACUGACUCCUUUAAAAUGAAAAUAAUCAUAAAUCAAUUAUUCUAAAAAUGAUAAUUAUAAUUAUGCAUUUCUUUUCAUUCCAAACUGAAUGGCAUGGCAUAGCAAUCUGGCAAACACUGCAUUGGUGCUUAUAUAAAAAAUAAUCGAAAGCAGUUAAAACAAAUCAGUAGGAAAUGAAACAAAUUAGAAAUGUUGCUUACUUAGAAGAAAUACCAGAAACUUUUUGUUAGCAAAUAAAAGGAAAUCAUUUUUUUUUGCAGUAUAUGAAGGUUGUUAUCAAUUUCUGAGAAAACUGAAAUCUUAUAUAUUUUAAUAAAACUAAAAUAACCAUGUACUUAUUUGUUUCAAUCGAAGAUCUUAUGUAUUACAUUAAAAAACAAAUAUUUUACAGUGUUUGCAGUAAGCAACAAGUUUUUUUGUAUAUUUGUUUUGUUUUAUUUUUUUAUACAGUCAACAGGCUUAUAUAAUUGCCAAUCGCUUUAUCAUUUCAUAUAUGUAUAUGAACUUUGGGGUAAAUUUUUACAGAUGAGCUAAAUCAAUAAUGUGCAAAUCUUUUUUUCAAAAUUAAUUGAUUAAACAAUUAAGUUAUUUAUUUGAAAGAAGUAAAUUUCAAAAAUUAAAGAUUUGCACAAUGUAUCACAUACAUAUACAGCAAUGUUAUAUUUAUAUAGUUAGACUCAAUAAAUAAUAGUAAACUAACUGUUUAUUGACGCAUGCAUUGUUAUUCAUGUUACAUGUUAAUCAAUUAAAUAGGUAAAUUUGUUAUGUUUUAUGAAGCUUUUUAUCUCACAAAUGCCUAACUCGUUGUAAAAUGUAGUCAUCACACACACAAUAGUGUAUUUAAGUAUGUGUAUUUUUUUAGGAUUGAGUGAGUAGGGAUGAAAAUAUUUUAACAUGCGAUUAGAAUGCAUUCUAAUGAAGGAUUAAAACAGAUAGAAAAAUUAACGAAUUAUAUA
Molecule: messenger RNA, 8210 nt
Organism: Magallana angulata
Lineage: Eukaryota; Metazoa; Mollusca; Bivalvia; Ostreida; Ostreidae
Product: transient receptor potential cation channel subfamily M member 2-like
Exons: 35
Coding region: 2264-6775 (1503 amino acids)
Biological process (GO): monoatomic cation transmembrane transport
Cellular component (GO): membrane
Molecular function (GO): monoatomic cation channel activity
Source: RefSeq, a predicted model, not a curated record